Planococcus citri (citrus mealybug) is the source of this 1769-nucleotide messenger RNA. RefSeq lists its product as uncharacterized. Gene Ontology annotation, molecular function: protein binding. Bases 211 to 1338 code for a protein of 375 amino acids. NCBI's taxonomy places the organism in Eukaryota, Metazoa, Arthropoda, Insecta, Hemiptera, Pseudococcidae. The transcript is spliced from 8 exons. The record is from RefSeq and is a predicted model, not a curated record.
UCGUGAUUUUAGACUUAUCACUCGAAUAUUUUUCUUUUUUUUUAAAAAGUUUAUCCAAGUUCAACUUUUAUAUUUCGUUCAUAAAAUCUUCAAUUUCUGCCACAUAUAUUCAAUCUUAAAUCCAUUGAACUGAUAAACGAUUUCUUCAUCUUGAGUGGAAUGUGGAACCAGCCCUUCUAAAGUGAGUGUUUCAAAGUUCUAGUCAGGAAAAUGGACGACUUACCGGUUGAAAUCAAAGAGAUGAUAAUAUACUAUUGCGAUGGAGAAAGCCUCUUCAAUCUCCAGCAAAUUAAUCAACACUGGAAAAUACUAGUUGAUAAAGAAGACGAAAGAAGAAAUCUUUUCAAAUCACGAUUGAAAAGUGAUAUUGAGAAAAAUACGCUGAAAGACGUGAUCACGAAACUAUAUCCUAAGAAGAAUUACCUCUAUUCGAAUCCUGAUCUGUAUAAAUUCGUAUUUUAUGCAACCUUACGAUGGAAGUAUUUCAACAACAGUUGUUUCAAGAUCAAAAAACUGCCUCAUAAAUUCUCAGUUAUUAUCGACUUGAAAACAUCCGGAAACACUAUAUUGGUUGGAGACAAAUGUGGAUUGUACGUGAUUAAGUCGUUAAACGAUCCAUUGAUUUUCUUCGGUAUCGGACGUGUGAAAAAUAUAGAAUUAUUUUGUACCUCUUCCAAAGCUACUAGUAUAGAUCACGAAUAUGACGAGGUGGACGUGAUGACCGAAAACAACGUUCAUCAUUUCUUCAAUUUGCAGAAAAAUACGUUUUAUAAAAAGACUCGCUUUCGCGAAAAUAAGUGUAUCAAAUACUGGAUGGGAAAAUCGAUAGAAUUGGACAUGAAAAAAUCCAACAGAGAUCCUGUACUUAAGGCUGAUUUUUAUGAAAAUUUUGUUAUGAUGGUUACCGAAAAGAACGUUAUUCAAUCCAAAAGUUCUAGUCUUUCCAAAGUACGCAAAACACCUUUCAAUAGCCACGGUUGGAGAGUUUGGUUUUUAUGGCAUUCCAAACUAGUGAUUUGUGCUAAAGAUGACAGUUUGGAAAUUUUUUGCGAUGGAGCCACGACAACGAUAGAUUAUCACUUAUUUCCACCAGUUUCGGCGAUUUUUUAUCACGCUGGGUGGCUUUUUUUAGGCAGCAGAUACGGGAUUUUAUACGGUUACCAGCUCCAUUUCGAUGAAAUCCUAUCCCUCGAUCUGCACAAACAUCAAAUUCGACUGCAAAUCUGUGAUAAAGCUAUAGUAAAAGUCGAUGUUAUAGAAAAUAAAACAUUGUCAUUGGUCGUAGCUUCUGACGAAGAAUUAUUUUUGAUUCGUUGCGACGCUAAAAAAACUAAAUAACUUUACGUGAUUCUUUUUUGUUUCAUUUUUUAUUCCAUUUCUAAGUUUAAUUCGAAGUCUGAAAAUAUUCAACGUUAUUUAAUUGUUAUAAAAAUGUUGUUUGUGAUGUUGAUUUUUGUAAUUUUUCUCUAGUAUGUGUUAUUUUCUAUUCAACUUUUAUUAUUAUAGAUCCGUUAAUUUUGUAUAUAUGCAUGUUUUUUCCCUAAUUUAAUCAAAAAGUAAUCUAAUUUGUUAAUAAGGUCCGUUACAGGAGAUCUAUAGCAUCUCUAUAUUUUGACGAUUGCAUUUAUACCUAUUCGUGUUCACUAAAAUAACGUCGAUGGUCAUCGGUUUAGUUUCUGUUUACGUUUAUUUUGUAUUUACAUAAGUGUAGGUACAUCUUUCUUCAACCAUGUGAUAUAUAAGUUGGAGUAAUAAACGAUUUAAAUGUA